Molecule: messenger RNA, 3418 nt
Organism: Pelodiscus sinensis (Chinese soft-shelled turtle)
Lineage: Eukaryota; Metazoa; Chordata; Testudines; Trionychidae
Gene: LIG1
Product: DNA ligase 1
Biological process (GO): Okazaki fragment processing involved in mitotic DNA replication; lagging strand elongation; DNA recombination
Cellular component (GO): mitochondrion; nucleus
Molecular function (GO): DNA ligase (ATP) activity; DNA binding; ATP binding
Source: RefSeq, a predicted model, not a curated record
GCGCCAGCGACCGUUGGCGGCUCGUGUGGGGGCAGAAAUGGCGGGAAAAGCGGCUGCUUGCCUCCCCACCAACCUUAUUAACCUGCCUCUUUCGCAGCCGCUCCCAGUCCACCGCCCGCCUGGCCGGGGCCGAGCGCGUCGGCUAGGCGGGUAGUCUCCCCUUCCCGUCUGUGGCUGGCGCGCAGGCUGCCUUGCCCGGCUGGAGCCACCAUGGUGAAGGGGCACUGAGAGAUCCCCAGAGCGACUGACGUGCCAGUCAGGCCUUGUGUCUGUCUGGUCUGCAGCAGCGGCUCCCCCCAGCCACCAUGAUGCAGCGCCCCAUCACGUCAUUUUUCCAGCCCAUGAAAGGGACAAAGGCUGAAAAGGAGACGGAGAAGAUCAGACUACCAGCAGAGGAGGACUCAACCGACCAAGUAUCAGAGGCAGCCACAGUGCAGAGAAAUGGCCUGAGCCUCCAUGUGGACUCCCCAGUGAAAUCUGCCAAGAGGCCCCUGCGCCGAUUCUUGGAGAGUGACAGUGAUGAGGAAGUGGUCAUGGAGGAAGCUCAAGCAGAGAAGGAGCCCAAGCAGGACAAAAGCCCCAAGAAAACCAGCAAUAAGCAGGAGCAUGUGCAAACUCCUCAGUCUGAUCUCUCCAUGGAUAGUCCCUCGCCAAGCAGCAGCCACUCGGCUGGAGAUAGCCCAGCACUUUCUGACUCCCCUGCUGUUGGCAAUGCUGACAUCCCCAAACGCAGAACAGCUCGCAAACAGAUCCCCAAACGCAAAAUGGAGCUGACAAUCAGUAGAGAGAACAACAGCCAUGAGGAGCCAACUGCCAAGAGAUGGCGAGAGCAACAAGGUCCAGGAGAUGAGGCAGGCAGGGGAGCAAAGAAAGAGAAAGAUGUGGAAAUGCAAGAGGUGAAAGAUCAGCAUUCUGAGAUGGAAAUGGCUGAAGAUAAUGGCACUUUGAAAGAGGUGGCUGUGAACAAGGGAGAAGACAGAGGUGAAGGGGGAAUCCAGAAGCAGCCCGAACCACCCCAGACCACCAGAGCCAUCUCCAGCUUCUUUGCCCCCAAGAAGGCGCCAGUGGAAAAGGAAGGAAAGGAAGAUAAACAUGCAGCAGUGGAGCCACCAUCUGUCCCAACUAGCUCAACGACAGCAAGCAGUGAUGGGAAUGAUGGCAGAGCUGGCAGUUUCUCCAAGCUAGCUGUGCCAGUGGACCCCAUGGAGUACAAUCCUUCGAAGAGCAGCUACAAUCCAUUCCAGGAUGCCUGCUGGGGGCAUGGUCAGAGGGUCCCCUACCUGGCUGUGGCUCGGACCUUUGAGCGGAUCGAGGAGGUUUCUGCCCGACUGAAGAACAUUGAGACCCUGAGCAACCUCUUCCGCUCAGUGAUCGCCCUGUCGCCGUCCGACAUCCUGCCCUGCAUCUACCUCUGUCUUAACCGCCUGGGCCCUGCCUACAAGGGUCUGGAGCUGGGCAUUGGCGAGACCAUCCUCAUGAAGGCUGUUGCACAGGCAACAGGCCGCCAGCUGGAUCAGAUCAAAGCCGAGGCCCAGGAAAAGGGGGAUCUGGGCUUGGUAGCGGAGAGCAGCCGUAGCAACCAACGCACCAUGUUCACGCCGCCCAAGCUGAGUGCUGCCGGGGUCUUCAGCAAGCUACAGGAGAUUGCCAGGAUGACAGGAAGUGCUUCAAUGAACAAGAAGAUUGACAUCAUCAAAGGGCUGUUUGUGGCCUGCCGGCACUCGGAAGCUCGCUACAUCACUCGGUCCCUGGGUGGGAAGCUUAGGAUUGGGCUGGCGGAGCAGUCAGUGCUGUCAGCCAUUGCCCAUGCUGUGUCUCUCACUCCCCCAGGACAAGCAUUUCCCCCAGAGGUGCUGGAUGCUGGCCAGGGCAAAUCUGCAGAGGCACGCAAAGCCUGGCUGGAGGAGCAGACUCAGACCCUCAAACAGACUUUCUGUGAGCUGCCUAACUAUGACAUCAUAGUGCCUGUCCUGCUGGAGCAUGGAGUGCAGAGCCUGCCACAGCACUGCAAGAUCACCCCAGGGAUCCCGCUGAAACCCAUGCUGGCCCAGCCCACCAAGGGUAUUGGGGAGGUGCUGAAGCGAUUUGAGGAGGCUGCCUUCACCUGCGAGUACAAGUAUGAUGGAGAGCGAGCCCAGAUCCACAUCCUGGAGAAUGGAGAUGUGCACAUCUACAGCCGCAACCAGGAGGACAAUACCUCCAAAUACCCGGACAUCAUCAGCCGCAUCCCCAAGGUGAAGAAGGGCAAUGUGCGGUCAUGUAUCCUGGACGCUGAGGCUGUGGCCUGGGAUGCUGAGAAGAGGCAGAUUCAACCCUUCCAGGUCCUUACCACACGGAAGCGAAAGGACGUGGAAGCUGCUGAGAUCAAAGUACAGGUGUGUCUGUACGCCUUUGACAUGCUGUACCUCAAUGGAGAGUCCCUGGUGAAGGAGCCGUUCUCCAAGCGCCGUCAGCUGCUGCAUGAGUCUUUUGUGGAGAUGGAGGGGGAGUUCUUAUUUGCCACCUCCAUGGACACAUGCAGCAUGGAUGAGAUCUCUGAAUUUCUUGACCAGUCCAUCAAGGACUCCUGCGAGGGCCUCAUGGUCAAGACGCUGGAUGUGGAUGCCACUUACGAGAUUGCCAAAAGAUCCCACAAAUGGCUGAAGCUGAAGAAGGAUUACCUGGAAGGUGUUGGUGACACACUGGACUUGGUAGUGAUUGGUGCCUAUCUGGGCAAGGGCAAGCGAGCAGGCAUGUAUGGUGGCUUUCUGCUGGCGUGCUAUGACGAGGAGACUGAGGAGUACCAGAGCAUCUGUAAGCUUGGGACUGGUUUCACAGAGGAGAGCCUGGAGAAACAUUACAGCUUUCUGAAGGACCAUGUGCUGGAGAAACCACGGCCCUAUUACCGCUGGGACAGCAGCAUUGAGCCCAACCAUUGGCUGGCAGCAGUGCAGGUGUGGGAAGUGAAGUGUGCUGACCUGUCCAUCUCACCUGUGCACAAGGCAGCCAUAGGCCUGGUGGAUGAGGAGAAGGGCAUCUCCCUGCGCUUUCCCCGGUUCCUGCGUGUGCGUGAUGACAAGAAGCCUGAGGAAGCCACCACCAGCUCCCAGGUGGCUGAACUCUACAAACUGCAGCAGCAGAUUCAGAACCAACAGUCAGUGGAGAAGACUGAGGAUGAGGACUUCUACUAGUGCUCGUGUGAGUUUCCCAAGGGAGGGUAGGAAGCAGGAUGGAUUAGAUCCUUGUGAUUGCCAGCACAUGGAUGAAUGUGUGUGCCAGAGCCUUCCUGCUGCCUCCUCUGUACCUGGCCCAAGGCCUAGAGUUCUUGCUUUCCUGCCCCAGGUGCACUGAGCCCUGAAGCAAGGGAGAUAUUAGCCUGAGGCAUCUGUUCAGUUGUAAUGAGCAUUGUGGUGUACAAUAAACCUUCAUUUCCUUCUUA